Annulohypoxylon truncatum is the source of this 1092-nucleotide messenger RNA. RefSeq lists its product as uncharacterized. The record is from RefSeq and is a predicted model, not a curated record. The transcript has a single exon. The coding region runs from base 238 to 981 and encodes 247 amino acids. Lineage: Eukaryota; Fungi; Ascomycota; Sordariomycetes; Xylariales; Hypoxylaceae.
UGGCAAUGAUUGGGUAUGGGACACCUGACUUCUAGAAAGAAAUCCGCCCUUCCUUGGUGGACGUUGCUGCAAUUAGGCGAAAGGUGGUCGCGCCCGAAUGUUGAUCCUUUGAGCCUCCAAGCCUUCCUCCCUACUGAUAAAAAGGCUCACUUACUCUGUCAUCUCCUGUCCUUUAGCAGAAAAUACACAGCACUUAUUCUUGAUCCAUAGUCUUUCACCACAUAGUAAUAUCUUAGUAUGGCGGGCAAGGAUCGAGAGCGUAAACACUUGCGGUUAUUUUCUAGCCAUCGUCGUCAAAACGUCAAGCCUCGACAGGCACAUCGCCGACCUCCUGCGGGCUCCGGAAGUGUACCUUACACGGAUGGGAUCGCGGAGUCCAUGGAGGAUAAAAUCUCUCUAACGGAGCGUAGUGACAUUGACCCCGCGUAUGCGCAGACUGAUGCCGACAUGACGGAAAACUGGGAUGCUACCCUCGCGAAUCCUUCCGUACAUGUAUCCUCCACGGGCUUUCUCAGAUCUUCGAUAACCGCUUUGCAGGAGGGAAACCAUGCCAAUGCUGCGGCAUAUUAUCUCCCUAGAUCCAGCUAUGAUUUGCAUGCGCCGGAUAGCUCGCUUGACAAUACCCAACUGACUUCGCCGUACUCGACGCACACCACCACGGGUAUCGGCACUGCAUGGAGCGGGUCGUAUCCAACAUAUCCUUCCUCGAGCGACGGAUACGCCACGACCAUGUCUACGUCCGGCGAUAUGAUCUCCUACAUCCAGCCACAGCAGUACGACAGAGGUCAUACUAGUUAUGAUGUUUCAAUAACUAGUUCACCUCCAGGCGUGGAAGUUAUGGACGACGACGACAAUACGCAAGCCAUAGACAACAUAUCUAGUCAGGACCCGGGUUCAAAUACUCAAGCAUUGCCAAACCCCUCUUACUCACCGCCUUCCCGACGAUGGUCUAUUGAUAACCACCAUGGUUCUACCGUGUAAGUCCAGCCACAUCCCAAGGAGGACACAGGCUAACCCCCCCGAAGUGAUUUCAUACAGGGGGAUACAGACAGUCUGUCCGAGGAGCAGAAUUCUUCCAUCGACGGAAGACCG